AUGGACUUCCAACUUGAUUUCGACGAUGAAGAUUGCGAGAACGAUUGGGAUUAUGACGAACUUAUCAGUCAUGCUGCAGGUGAAAUUGCUGAUGGAGCGCAACAGUGUGUCGCGCAGCCUGGUCGGUUACAUAACCUUAAGAAAUUCGCACUCAGCAGCAUACAACUUUUGAGUGCCAGCGCCUUUGUCAAGACCGCGAGUGUUGACGAACGUUCAAAAGCUAUUACUGAAGUGAAAAAUGCGGUUUCACAAACUGUUGGCAAUGCGACCAAUCUAGAAAGCGCAGCUCAGAACAUGAGCAGAUUCAUACAGAACCUGAUUUCAGACCCACAGUCUCCAUCGAAUCAAACAGCCAUGAGGAACAUUGCCGAGUGUAUUUCUAUCCGUAAUACAGCCUGUGGUUACGACUCGCAUGUCACCCCGUCUUCCACUACGCGACAUACUACUAGCAAGCUUGAGCUCGAAAGCCACUCAAGUGCGGUCACCACAGCGUUAUAUAACACAUUUCACAACAACACAUAUCUACCGUGUUCGUGCCCAGGGAAAGGUGGAGCGAUGCGUCUGUCCGAGCAGUAUUUCUGCGCUUUGCGGCUUCCGGGUAUUGGGCAAGGCACAUUCGAUGACCAAUACGACUCCUUCGACUCGGUCAUUGCUUACAAGCAUGAUGACUUUUAUAAUUGGACACCGGUACAGUUUCAGCUACCCAGGUUGGUCCAAGCGUACAUCAUGUUUGUGUACGAUAGCUAA
Molecule: messenger RNA, 747 nt
Organism: Alternaria atra
Lineage: Eukaryota; Fungi; Ascomycota; Dothideomycetes; Pleosporales; Pleosporaceae
Exons: 2
Coding region: 1-747 (248 amino acids)
Source: RefSeq, a predicted model, not a curated record